CUUCAAUCGUAACCUGGUGAGAGUUAAGACAAGAACAAACACCAACAUUUUAAAGGACUAAGCCAUAUAAAAUGCAGCGGGUUUGGACUUUUAAAAAUGCAGUCCCAAGAAUACUUUCUAUAAGGAAUAUUUAUAAGAAAGCUCAGGAUGAUGCAUAUCGGCUCGCAACGGCAGUCGUUGAAGAUUACUCUGGGAAAAAGCGUAAAGAAUUAGAGCAAGCAUUAGCUAGCUCCGGAGAGCAGGAAACCGUUCGUGUUAAUGUGUUAAGAAUUCUUUCUGAACUUAAUCUUCCAAGUGUACGAUCCAAAUUUUAUGAUGGUGAAUACGACUACACACGUCCAGCGUUUCUUCAUUUAUUGAAACAAAAGUGGGAAAACCAUGACAAAUUACUACUUCUUCAAAGGCUUGAGCAAAUGAAGGUUAUAAAGGAUUUAGGACUUGGAUCGUUUAAGCCUACCGUUGAUGUUCGUUUGAGGUUUUCAAAAGAGGAAGCAAACGAGGUUGUCCCUGGUACUAUUUUACCAACAGAACAAACGUGUUCUGAGCCAUUGCUCCAGGUUCUUCCAUUUAAUACGGAAGAACAUAGCUAUACAAUUGCCACACUAGACCUAGAUGUACCAAAUUACCAAACCAACGAGUUUGAGACAUCUUGUCUAUGGCUAGCUUCCAAUGUGCCUAUUAAGGCAUCUGACCGUUCUUUCAUACGACCUUCGAAUUGUUUAAUUCCAUAUUCCCCUCCCAUCUUACACAGGGGAGAAGACAAGCAUCGUAUUGUGACUUUGGUUUUGCAACAAGAAGAUCCAUCGAUUGAACUGGAUUUAAGUGAAAUCCAAAAAGGAAACAUAAACAUUCGUGAUCUUUGUGCUCGAUACUCCUUAAUACCCGUUGGCUCUCAUUUGUUCAGAAGUCAAUUCGAUGAGGGCACUGAAAAAUUCCUUUCAGAACACCCAAAUGUGAAAGACUACACUCCUUUUGAAGUAAAGCAAGUUUUCCCCUAAAAUGGUAAUUCCCUACAUGGAUUUAAGUCCUUUGUACAGAGUUCCGUUUACUUUAUUGCAUCUAAUGAUGGCCUAUUGUAAUAUAUUUUACUUCUCUUCUCAUGUACAAUCAAUUAUUCCUGCAUCUUUUUUGACUACCGUGUUGUACAAAUUUCAGUAAUAGUUUAACCAAAAAGAUACAAUCUUUUGACAGUAUCUAGCACGAAUAUAAAUAAAAUAGUUUAUUGUCUUCUAUAAAAAAGAGCGAAAAAAUACUUAAAGUUAAUAAGCAUUGUAGACUGAA
Molecule: messenger RNA, 1281 nt
Organism: Schizosaccharomyces octosporus yFS286
Lineage: Eukaryota; Fungi; Ascomycota; Schizosaccharomycetes; Schizosaccharomycetales; Schizosaccharomycetaceae
Product: ribosomal protein subunit L35
Exons: 1
Coding region: 72-998 (308 amino acids)
Source: RefSeq, a predicted model, not a curated record